This is a messenger RNA of Saxophila tyrrhenica, 717 nucleotides long. RefSeq lists its product as uncharacterized. The record is from RefSeq and is a predicted model, not a curated record. The coding region runs from base 1 to 717 and encodes 238 amino acids. The transcript has 2 exons. Lineage: Eukaryota; Fungi; Ascomycota; Dothideomycetes; Mycosphaerellales; Extremaceae.
AUGUGGGAGAGUGUGCUAUCAGCUCUCGCGGCAUCGAGGGCGGUCCAGCGAACCAACGAAGACGUCAACCCACCUUCGAGACUGCCACUUCCUCGAGAACAGAAAAGCGCCGCCAUGCCACGAUCCCCAACGAACCCACCGAGCGACGGGCGCUGCCUGCUUUUUGAAGUCCUACCACCAGAACUACGCCUUCGCAUCUACGAGUGCCUCUGGGAGGACAAGCGGCGCGACCUCUUCUACUCCAAAGUAAACAGAUCCCGGGUGUUCAUGAAGCGCACAAAGGCUGGCAAGGUCAAAGGCCGACAGACCGCAUUGCUCGUGACCUGCCGGAAGAUCAACAACGAGGCGCUCCCGGCUCUCUACGGAACCGUCCAGUUCGUCUAUCAGUGGACCAAUUCUCAGUUGCGACGUUCCAUGACACCCCACAAACAGCUCGGAGAGUUCAUCAGGCAGUCUUCGGUGGCCCUCGAUCUCGGCAACGCCCGUCGGAACGCGCUGCUUAUCGAUGAGGUGUGCGCGCUGCUGCAGAAGCAAGGAAACUCGUCGCACACGCCGGGGGUCCAUGUGGUCCGUCUCUUCGGUCUUCACGAUGAGAACGUCCCGGAGGAGCACGAGGUGGAGAUGGUGAAACAACCGGUCGAUCUGAGCGAUGGCAGCAUGGACGCCAAAAUCUGGGCAGCUGUAUUUGAGGAGAUCGGAAGGUACGAAUUGAAGUAG